ACAACACCUCCCAUCAUCCUGAACCAGCCUCCAACACUCCCACCCACCCCCCUCCUAUUUCCAUUCAUUGCACAGCGUAGCGGCCUCUGCAAAUGGAGAGGCAAUGGCAGAUACAAGGAGCCAGAGAGACAUUCUGUGUCUUUUCGACGUGGAUGGGACAUUAACCCCUGCGCGAGAGAAAGUGGACCCUGAGGUGGACCUGUUUAUAAAGAAGCUCCGGCGAAGGGUAAAGAUUGGUGUGGUGGGUGGAUCCGAUUACUCAAAGAUUGCUGAGCAGCUUGGAGAUGGAGAUGAAGUAAUUCAGAAAUUUGAUUAUGUAUUUGCUGAGAAUGGAACAGUUCAGUACAAAGAUGGGCAGCUCCUGUCAAGACAGGCCAUUCAGAAUCACCUUGGGGAGGAGCUGCUGCAGGACCUCAUAAAUUUCUGUCUCAGCUACAUAGCGAUGCUCAAGCUGCCUAAGAAACGGGGAACGUUCAUUGAAUUUCGAAAUGGAAUGUUGAACAUUUCACCCAUUGGCCGUAGCUGCAGUCAGGACGAAAGGAUUGAAUUCUCCGAACUGGAUAAAAAAGAAAAAAUCAGGGAAAAGUUUGUGGCUGCCCUACAGAAAGAAUUUGCAGGGAAAGGCUUGCAAUUUACCAGAGGUGGGAUGAUCAGCUUUGACAUUUUUCCCGAAGGCUGGGACAAGCGCUACUGUCUGGAUAUUCUGGAGGGAGAACAGUUUUCAAGCAUUCACUUUUUUGGCAACGAGACUUCACCGGGCGGCAAUGACUAUGAGAUCUAUUCUGAUCCAAGAACAGUUGGACAUACGGUUGUAUCACCCGAGGACACUAUACGGCGGUGCAGAAAACUCUUCUUCCCUGAAAGGAGCAAUGAAAUUUAAGACGGUUUCUUUCGUUUUUUAUUAAGAAUCGGACCAGUGACUAAUCUCUGACUGCAUUCUGCGAAAGAAGUCUAACCGUCAUGGUGGACCACAGAGCCUUGUCCUGUAAGUAUUGGUACAAAGGAGACCAUUGAGUAAUAGGCCGUAGCCGCAACCGCGUUGGCUGGAUCAGGCCUUCUGCUGGAGAUGACAUGGUUACCAUAUGCUAAAUAUGCGGAUAAAUACGAUUGUUUACUUGACCAAUUGGAUGAUAUGUUUGGUCUAACAAUACGGUCUGAUUGCGAGAACCAUUGUUGUCUAUUGUACUGACUGGUGUUUUUGUGUAUUUGUAGCACACAAUGACUAGAAAUGGUACCUUCAUAUCUGUUGCCGUUUUUUGACUGACAUAUCAAACUCUAGUGUUGGUUAUUGCAUAUUUUCAAGCAUGGUUGAAAUAAUAUAUUUUUGCAGUAAAUUUAUAAAAAUGUUGCAUACUGCCAUGACUUACUUUUACUAUCCCUGGUGAUCGGGCAAACAAAGUCCUGUACAGUAUAGAAGUGUUUCCCAACAAGUGUGCCUCCAGCUGUUGCAGAACUACAUCUCCCAGCAUGCCUGGACAGCUGUCGGCUGUCCGGGCAUGCUGAGAGUUGUAGUUUUGCAACAGCUGAAGGCAAACUGGUUGGAAAACACUGCAGUACAGCUGAGUGCUCCUCCCCCAAUCUCUGGAACGGGACCCAGUUCUCAGCAGAGUGCGCGUGCAGUAGACGCACACUCCAUUCAUUUCUAUGGGAGUGAAUGAGCGACCCAAGUACAGCACUCGGGCAAAUGAAUGGAGCUCCUCUCAGAAAGCCGGGGCCAGUUUCAAAGAUCCGCUGGGAAUCCCCGCAAUCAGCUACUUAUCCCUUAUCUUGUGGAUAGGGGAUAAGGUCAUUUUGGCUGAAGUUCUCCUUUUAAGUAACAAUUCCGAAAUCUAAUCUUGCCAUUGAAAUCACUCCAUUUAGCUACAGUUCGACAUCAUUGCAGAUUUUGCUGCCUACUGGUCACCAAGCUAUAUACUGAUAUACUCCUUUGCAGCAGCUGUAAAUGAAUCUGAAGCCUUUUGAAGAAUGCAAGAACGCCCAAUGGCAAUGUGAAUGUCCCUGGUCUACUGCAGUAGAUUUGCUUAGUUCUUACGGCUUUUGUGCCAAUGGUAUUUAUACUAAUAUCUCUGACUUGUGGCUCAGGCCAAGUAAUCUCAUGGACAAUAUAAAUAAGCAGAUAGUAAACUGAGACAAUUAUCUAUUGCUUUGUAUCUGUAACGUUGAAGCUUUGUGGAAAUCUGUACUGGAUACUGCUACUUUAGGCUAUGUUCACACGGCAACAUUUUCGUGCAGAAUUCUGUGGAAGAAUUCCACAUUAAAUUCUGACAUAAUUGAUUACUACCCAUUGACUUUUAUGGGAUUCCUCUGUCCCAUUCACUCAGCAGAAUUUCUGCCGCCGAAAUUCCGCAUUCUACUAAGUUUUAAAAAACUGUCUUUAAAAGGGGUUAUCCAGGAAAAACCUUUUAUUUAUAUAUAUAUAUAUAUAUAUAUAUAUAUAUAUAUAUAUAUAUAUAAUUAUCAACUAGCUCCAGAAAGUUAAACAGAUUUGUAAAUUAUUUCUAUUAAAAAUCAAAUUUGUAAAUUAUUUCUAUUAAAAAUCCUUAUUGCUAUCAGUACUUAUGAGCUGCUGAAGUUGAGUUGUUCUUUUCUGUCUAAAUGCUCAUUGAUGACACGUGUCUCGGGAACUGUCCAGAGUAGAAGAAAAUCCCCAUAGCAAACCUAUUCUGCUCUGUGCAGUUCCUGAGACAGACAGAUAUGUCAACAGAGAGCACUAUUGUCAGAUAGAAAAGUGAACUAAAAAAAACUCAACUUCAGCAGCUGAUAAUUAUUAGAAGGAUUAAGAUUUUUUUUAUAGAAGUAAUCUAUAAUACAAAUCUGUUUAACUCUUUGGAGCUAGUUGAUACAUAAAAAAAAAAAUUUUAAACUGGAAUACCCCUUUAAUUUUGUGGAAUUCCACGGCUGAGUUCUAAUUAAGUCAAUGGGGCUUUGAAUGUCAGCAGAAUUUUUUUUUUUUUUUUUUGGAUAGACUCUGAUAGGGUUGGAUCACAAUGGACAAGGCCUGGUCCCGACGGAUCCCAUUGACUUGAAUGGGGUCUGUCGGGAGUUCGUUAUUUUACAGAAGUUGAGCGGAGAAAAAAAAGAUCAGACAUGCAGUAUAUUUUUACUUCUCACAACUGCCGUCCUUUUAUCAGCGACAGAGCUCCCUGUAGCCACAUUGUGAACAUAGCCUAAACUGCUUUUAAUGUACACAGAAGAUAUAUGAAGUAUGUUGGUGCUGCUUAUAGGGCGCCACCUGCUGCCCAUUUCUACUGCUAACCCUGUGCCUAAGGGCUGGAUGAAGUGUUGUUAAUCCUGCCUGUUUUAUUGAGAGCUUGUAAAUAUAUAUGUAAAGUAUAUCUCAUAGUGUGGAUUUAUUUUUUAUUUUGUUUUAAAUGCUGCUAAAAAUACUUUAAAAAAAAUAAUGUAACUUUUACUGUGCACCAAUAAAAUGAUUUCUUUUUA
Molecule: messenger RNA, 3441 nt
Organism: Hyla sarda
Lineage: Eukaryota; Metazoa; Chordata; Amphibia; Anura; Hylidae
Gene: PMM1
Product: phosphomannomutase 1
Exons: 8
Coding region: 104-880 (258 amino acids)
Biological process (GO): GDP-mannose biosynthetic process; mannose metabolic process; protein N-linked glycosylation
Cellular component (GO): cytosol
Molecular function (GO): phosphomannomutase activity
Source: RefSeq, a predicted model, not a curated record